UUUCCUCUUUUUUUCCAUCUUUUGCUUUUUCUUCCCUCCCAAUUAUCUUUCUCUCUCUUUCUCUGACCUAAUUGUCUCUCUUCUGUUCUCAUCACUACUCAUCUCCACCAACACCAACCACAACCUUGAGAAGAAGAUCCUUCUUCUAAAUUUAGUAUUUUUUUUUAAUCAUAUUCAUCAACCCCAUCACCUAGAUCUGUCUAUAGACUCAUUGUUUGACAAAAAAAAAAUAACAGUGGGAAGUUUUGUCAUAGAUAAGAAAAUAAAAAAAUUGAAUAUGACUCCAGUUAAUUUGGCAGGACAGUUUGGUGACACAACUUACACCAAGGUUUUUGUUGGAGGGUUGGCUUGGGAAACUCAAAAAGAGACCAUGAAGAAGUAUUUUGAGCAAUUUGGUGAGAUCUUGGAAGCUGUUGUUAUCACUGACAAAGCCACUGGAAGAUCUAAAGGCUAUGGAUUUGUUACUUUUCGUGAACCGGAUGCUGCUAUGAGAGCUUGUGUGGAUGCUGCUCCUAUAAUUGAUGGUAGGAGAGCUAAUUGCAACCUUGCUUCUUUGGGUGUUCAAAGAUCUAAGCCUUCAACACCAAAGCAUGGAGGAACAGGUAGGAACUUUAGGGUAAUGGGUUCUUUCCAGACAGGAUUUGGAGGAGUGGGAUCAGCUUUUCCUUCAGCUGCAACCUUCCCUCAUUAUGCCAUCCAGCAAGGGAUACCUUAUAAUGUUUAUGGGUACUCUUCUUACUCGCCGGAUUACAGUUAUCCUACGAGCUACUACGGUUUAUACGGUGGAGCAGCAGCACAGUACCCAGUUUACGGAAGUGGACCAGCUGGAGGGAUGAUGAGUGGUGCUGCAGCCGCAGCAGCAGCGUUCUAUCCAUAUCUUCAGUACGGCGAAGGAAGUGGCGGCGCCACUACCGGCGGCUACACUUCCGGUCAAGGUUAUGGUGUUAAUUAUCAACCUCAAGUGUUUCAGUAUUCUCCAAUUGCUUCAACUGGCGGUUAUGCUCAGCACUAUGGUACCCCCAUUUCUCUUGCACCUUCCCCAGCCUUGCAAUCAGGCGUGACAAUGGCUCCUCAAGCUCAAAUACCUCAUCGUUAGAGACUCAUGUCAUGAUCUCAACAAAAAAACAAAACUAGUUGUGUCAAAACUUCCCAGUUAUUGCUUCUUGAAGUCUCUUAUAUCAUCAAUCAAUCAACCUUUGGCCUAACCAUGGUGUUCUCUCCUCACACACACUCUUUUACUAACACCAAAGAAAAAAGCCCAUCAUUGGCAUUUGGGCUUUUCCACUUUUCAUCAUAGGCCCCCCAUAGGGGCUAAAAGGUUAUUUCCUCUCCAUAAUUUUGGAGAGUCAUGGUCAUCAUGCAUUUCCCCUCUCUUUCCCUCUCUUCUUUGUUUUUGUUUUUUCUUUUCUCAAGAAAAAAAAGUUGCAUUGGUUCCUUGAAAAGAACCAAAGAUGUGUUAAAACCAACAAAAGCUAUAGGAAAUAGCUAAGUUGGUAAAAGAAUGGGAAAACUUAGCCGAUGGAAAGGCUAAGCCCAAAGAAACCAUUUUAUAAUUAACUCAAGCCCAUGAAGGGAAAAGUGAAAGUAAAUAAUGGUUUUUUCAAAAAUUGUAAAUUGAAGAAUCUCACAAAUAGGUGGUAGCUCUCAUCAAUUAGAAAAUUUAAGCUAGUUUUGAAAAAUAGGUAUCCCCUUCAAUCAAUGCUUGAAUGAAGAGGAAAAUUUAGCAAUCAUGGACAUUGGAUGUCCCAUCUUUUUUGUAUGGUAACAUCUAGCUAUAGUCUUAGACUUUAGCAUUAAUUAGGAUAAGUCAUGUUUAUCUACUUUAAAUUUCAUUUUUUUUUAUAAAAAAAAAAGGUUUAACCAACCAACCAAUUAACCAACCAUCUUCCCUUUUGGUAAGGGGAGAAAAUAACUAUGUUUAUUUUUUUUUCUUUAUGUAAAUUCAUUGUGGCUAAACUAAGGAGUUUAAGCCCAAUUCAAAUAUCUUUAGGAGGGAUAGUAUUUUUUUACUUUCCCACAAUUAGCAUAUAUAGUACAUUUCAUCAUCAUUUUGAGAACUUCAUCAAUGGAAUGUGGAACUCAAAAAACACUUGCAUGUAACCUUGGGAGAUAUUUGGGUUCCCUUGGGUACUUUCACUUUGCUCACCAACCAUGGUUAGGACAUAGGUGAAUGAGAAUCUCAUCACUCUUUCUUUGUCUCUCUUUUGUCUUUCUAUUUCUCAAUCUUCUCCCUUUCUCUCUCUCUCUCUCUAUGGCAACUUUUACAUUGAGAUGGACCUUAAUACUUAUGUUAAUUUUAUGUUUAAGCCUAUAUGGUAUUUGGAUUGUAAUUAGGAAAACUAAGGUAGGAGGAUUUCAUUCUCUAUCCAUAUGCUGGAUGAGAAUGAAUUUGCUACUUAUAAUAUGCCUUUAAUUGCUUACAUUAUUAUGUUUGUGUCAACCAACACGUGUCAAGAAGUUAAUGCUUUUAAGCAAUGUUCAACUUUUUGUUACAUCUCAUUAAAUCUAAUGCUUUUUUCUUA
Molecule: messenger RNA, 2522 nt
Organism: Cicer arietinum (chickpea)
Lineage: Eukaryota; Viridiplantae; Streptophyta; Magnoliopsida; Fabales; Fabaceae
Molecular function (GO): RNA binding
Source: RefSeq, a predicted model, not a curated record